Molecule: messenger RNA, 1738 nt
Organism: Dothidotthia symphoricarpi CBS 119687
Lineage: Eukaryota; Fungi; Ascomycota; Dothideomycetes; Pleosporales; Dothidotthiaceae
Product: C-24(28) sterol reductase
Exons: 5
Coding region: 80-1618 (512 amino acids)
Biological process (GO): ergosterol biosynthetic process
Cellular component (GO): endoplasmic reticulum membrane
Molecular function (GO): Delta24(24-1) sterol reductase activity
Source: RefSeq, a predicted model, not a curated record
GUGGAUUGAAAUGGCUUUUGAAGGAUACAUGCAUGAUAUCAACUACAUUCGUUGUCUUCUUAUAAUCACAUAAAGCCGCAUGGCCCUUUCGUCAAAGUCUUCCGUUUCCAUUCAAUACCAGCCAGCCGGCAGUCGAUUCUUGAGUUCUUUUUUGGCCUCUAUCUUUCAACUUCAAGUCUUGUAUCUCAUUCAGUGUGCCAACAUGGUUAUUACAACUAGAAAUCAGAACGCAACUCGGAAAGAGAAGGCAAACGCUUUAGCAGCCUCCCUGCAGCAGAGUCCUAAAUACACUGAUGGCGAAUCUGAUGAGUUUGAAUUUGGCGGUUCCUUCGGUGCAGCAUCGUUGAUGGCCGGGUUUCCUCUUCUUAUGUGGUACAUGUGGAUUGGUGCCACUUACUACAAUGGCCGAUUUCCCUUGCCUGAUGCCAACCAGACCUGGGGAGAUUUCGCCUACCACUUGGGUCAUCUUAUCUACGAGGGAGCAUAUCCCACAGCCAAGGCCUGGUCUAUCUACUGGACAUUUUUUAUCUUUGAAGCACUUAUGUAUUGCUACAUGCCUGGCGUGCUGAGCCAAGGCCGACCUCUGCGCCAUGAGGGCGGUAAGAAGCUCCCGUACUAUUGCUCCGCCUAUACUAGCUGGUAUGCAACUCUGGUCAUAGCUGCCGUCCUGCACGUCGCCGGCAUAUUCCGACUAUACACACUCAUCGAUGAGUUUGGGUCCAUCAUGACCGUGGCAAUCCUCUCUGGUUUCCUAAACAGCAUCAUCGUUUAUUUCCAGGCCAUUAUCCGUGGCCGAACCCACCGGCUCACCGGACAUCCUAUCUACGACUUCUUUAUGGGUGCUGAGCUCAACCCUCGAAUCGGAAUCCUGGACUUCAAGAUGUUCUACGAAGUCCGGAUCGCGUGGUUUAUUCUAUUUCUCAUCACUGCCUCCGUAGCGACGCGCCAGUAUGAGACUCACGGCUACGUCUCUGCCGAAGUGAUCUUCAUGCUGAUGGCACAUUUCAUCUACGCCAACGCCUGUGCCAAGGCCGAGCAGUUAAUUGUUACGUCCUGGGAUAUGUACUUCGAGAAGUUAGGCUUCAUCCUGACUUUUUGGAACAUGGCUGGCGUGCCCUUCACCUACUGCCACUGCGCACUCUAUCUCGCGCAUCACGACCCAUCCGAAUACCGCUGGAGCCAACCUGCUCUGGCUGUCCUUUCCAUUGUUUACCUAUUCAUGUAUUGGAUGUGGGACUCGUCGAACGGUCAGAAAAACUCAUUCCGUCAACAGGAGCGCGGCCAGCUUAUCAAGCGCAACGCAUUCCCCCACAUGCCCUGGACGGUCAUCGAGAAUCCUCGCGUUCUUGAGACGAAUGCUGGAGACCGAAUUCUGCUGGACGGGUGGUUCGCUAUCGUGCGCAAGCCUAACUAUGUGCCCGAUAUGUUCUUCUCCAUGUCUUGGGGUCUCAUCACGGGUUUCAAGAGCCCCUUCCCUUGGUUUUAUUUCGUAUUCUUCAUGGUUAUGACCAUCCAUCGUGCCCAAAGGGACAUUGACAGAUGUCGCAGGAAGUACGGAGACGCCUGGACCCAGUACGAAAAGGAGGUACCCUAUUUGUUCUUUCCGUAUAUCAUUUAGAGUGGUUCUCGUCGCUGGUUGGAACUACAAAACGCCUCCAUGCGUACGAACGAAAUCAUAUUUAUUGUUUCCCAUCUAACCUCUCAUCCACGUCGAUACGAAUACGCUAUCUUUGAGUCU